AUGGGUGCAGAGCGGGCAAGGCUCUUCUCCCAGAACCUGGGUGACCCGGGCACUGCGGAGGCGGCCCUGGCCGGGAUCUGUGUGGAGCUCCGCGGCGGGGAGGUGCAGCUGCUGAACGACUACGUGCAGCUGUCCCCCCAGUGCGCGGAGCUCUUUGGGCUCUGGGGCAGCCAGGACUCCGGGGAUGGAAGCCGCAUUGCCGCUCUGCUGGUGGAGACGUUGGCCAGCGUCCUGGAGGGGCGCUUUGAAGAAGGCCAUGGAAGUUGA
Molecule: messenger RNA, 267 nt
Organism: Effrenium voratum
Lineage: Eukaryota; Dinophyceae; Suessiales; Symbiodiniaceae
Source: the annotation of a GenBank genome assembly